Nicotiana attenuata is the source of this 2089-nucleotide messenger RNA. RefSeq names its product probable glycosyltransferase At3g07620. The transcript is spliced from 2 exons. Lineage: Eukaryota; Viridiplantae; Streptophyta; Magnoliopsida; Solanales; Solanaceae. Bases 252 to 1691 code for a protein of 479 amino acids. Gene Ontology annotation, molecular function: glycosyltransferase activity. The record is from RefSeq and is a predicted model, not a curated record.
UUAAAAUUUUGCCGCCUGCUUAGCUCAACCAUUAGUCCUAUAAUUCCAUUUGAACAAUUCUGUAAGUAAAAAGACAUUAAAUGUCUUUCCAACACAAUAUAUUAUACACAAAACCAAAAAAUAUUCAUAUAUGCAGCUAAUUGGAGUAGCUAAAGAAGGUUCUUGUGUUUUUUCUCAACUGGGGUUGAAAAAAGAAAGGAUUUUUAAGCUUACCCAGAUAAGUUUCUUGAUUUUUCUCUUUGAAUUAAAUUAUGGCUUUGUGUUCUUUUAAUCAAAGUUAUAAACUUUUUAGAUUAUGGUUUUUUCUUAGACCCUUUUCUGUAAUAUUAAUUGUAGUUGUAAUGGUAGGAGCUCUACUAAUGGUACAAACAAAAAUGAAAGAUUUAACACAUAAAAAUGGAAUUUUUGUUCAGUUUAAUGGCCAAGAGGAAGUAUUAGUAAAGAAUCUUGAACCAAAAAAGCUGCAAAAUUGGUCUAGUGAAGGGGAAAAUGUGUUAAUAAGUAAUAGUUCUAUACAUAAAAAUGGAAAUUUUGUUCAGAUUAAUGGCCAAGAGGAAGUAUUAGUGAAGAAUCUUGAACCAAAAAAGGUGCAAAAUUGGUCUAGUGAAGGUCAAAAUGUGUUAAUUAAUAAUAGUCCUUAUCAUAAUUGGGAGUUAUUUGCUGCUGAUUAUGAAGAAAUGAUGAAAACCCUUAUGAUAUUUGUGUAUCCUGAUGCUUUUAUGAGUAACAAAUCUUCACCUUUUUCAACCAUUUUUUUGCCCCUUACAAAUCCCUUUGAUCCUAAAUUGGGAAAUUACUUUAGUGAACACAUGUUCAAGAUUGCACUUUUGGGUAGUUCUUUAGUUACUCAGAAUCCAGAAAAGGCUCAUUUUUAUUAUAUGCCCUUUUCUAUUAACGUUAUGCGAAAUCAUCCUCGCGUGCAUUCUGCAGCCGCGAUUGAAGAUUUUGUUGCUGGUUAUACUGAUAGAAUUAGAUCGGAGUUUAGAUUUUGGAAUGCAUCUGGUGGUGCUGAUCAUUUUUAUGUGUACUGUCAUUCUAUUGGUCGAGACGCUGCUUCUAAGCACCAAGAAUUGCAUCACAAUGCAAUUCAGGUUACUUGCUCGUCGAACUACUUUCAAAGGCUUUACGUUGCCCAUAAAGACAUUGGGUUGCCCCAAGUUUGGCCUCGGAAAUACGAGGAAGUGUUGAACCCUCCAGAUGCGAGAUACAAGCUUGUCUUCUUUGCUGGUCGUGUCCAAAAUUCUCUUGCAAGACGAGAUUUAUUAGAGCUGUGGAAGAACGAUAGCUCCUUCGAUAUAUUCUCUGGGAGUUCAUCUUUCCCUUACAAGGAAGGAUUUCGGAGAAGUAGAUACUGUCUCCAUGUCAAAGGUUACGAGGUGAAUACAGCUAGAGUCAGUGAUGCUAUUCAGCAUGGCUGCGUCCCUGUACUGAUUUCGAACUACUAUGAUCUUCCAUUAGCGAACAUAUUAGAUUGGAGCAAGUUCUCAAUUAUCGUUAAUGAAAGAGAUAUUCCGCACCUGAAGAAGAUAUUGCUCUCCGUGCCUAAACAGAUGUACCUCAGCAUGUAUAAGAACUUAGGCAUUGUGAGAAAGCACUUUGCAUGGUAUAGUAGUCCUAAAAAUUAUGAUUCCUUUCAUAUGACAGUGUACCAACUUUGGCUCAGAAGGGGAUUACAUCGAGUCGCUUGGUAAGACCUACGUAUGCUGCCACUAUCUGAUUUCAUUUAAGCCGAUGGACUCUCAUCUUAUGAUUACGUUAAGUGAUUUUGCAAGAUGUCAUCUACGAUGAGCUUAAAUGGAGCGACAUGGUCAGUGAAGAUUUAUAUUUCAUAUAAGCUGACUCCAACUUGCUUGGAAUUGAAGGCGUACUUGUAGUAGUUGUUAUUGUUGUAUUUUGCAAGAUGCAACUGUAAAUAUAUGAUAUCAUAACGAUUAUCAUAGUAGCAGGGUCACAGGAUGUGCUUAUGGGAAUGGUGUUUGUAGUUUUGUUUUUCAAGUUCCAUGAUCAUAUAUUGCUAAAACUCUCUAGAAAUGUUGCCUCACCUGCUUUUUUGGAGGAUCUGACAUGCAUUCGGCAGCAUUUUUGAAGA